AUAAAAUGUGAAAAGUGGAAAAACGAAUUGCGCGUGUAUUUCCCCCUGCUUAAAUUGAGGAUUUAAAAAAAAAAAAAAAAAAACUUUGCUAAAAAAGAACAGCCAAGCAUAAUCGCAUAAAAAUAAAGCCUUUCUCCAUUUUCAAAAGACAAAUAUAAUUUAAAAACGGAAAAAAGAGUCUCACCAAUUAUCACAAAUUUUUUCGAACGCUUCCCUGCUUUUGGAAAGAUUAAUUUAAACGAAGCUUUUCAUUUUGGCACUUAAGUGAAUUAUCAUAAAUGAAUGUUAUGUGAAAAAAUUCCCGAAGGUGAUUCCCAAAGUAGCAAUCGCAGCGCAGUGUUUUAAAAUGGCGCAAGUUCAAGUUCAGAAGGUAGAAGAACUCACACCAUGGGUGGAAAAAUACAGGCCAAACGUGCUGAACGACAUAAUUUCGCACGAGCAAGUCAUAUCCACAAUCCAAAAGUUUGUGGAAAGGGGAGAAUUGCCCCACUUGCUGUUGCAUGGACCCCCAGGGACAGGAAAGACAUCCACCAUUUUAGCUGUGUGCAAGGAACUGUAUGGUGAGGCACGAAGUUCCUUUGUAUUAGAAUUGAACGCAUCCGAUGAUAGAGGAAUAAGUGUAGUUCGAGACCAAAUAAAAACAUUUGCAGAAUCGAAAAAUCAUUAUAAUACGUGCGAAAGGACUACGCUAAAAUUAAUCAUCUUGGAUGAAGCAGAUCAUAUGACCUACCCAGCACAAAAUGCCAUGAGAAGAAUCAUGGAAAACUAUGCUAAGAAUGUCCGCUUUUGCUUAUUAUGUAAUUAUGUAAAUAAGAUAACCCCAGCAAUUCAAUCCAGGUGCACCUCCUUCAGAUUUUCUCCUCUCAAGAAGGAAUAUAUGGUUAAUAAAGCUUUAGAUAUUGCUAAAUCGGAAAACGUGGACCUCACGAAAGAUGGAUUGGACAGUCUCAUACAUGUUGGACGAGGAGACAUGAGAAGAAUUUUAAAUUGUUUACAAGUCGUUUCAUUGAGUCAUAAAAAUAUGACCAUCGAUCAGAAGGUCAUUUUGUCUACGUUAGACAUACCUUUACCGGAAGAGGUUAAAGAAAUAUUAGGGUAUUUCACUAAAUGUACCAUGAAGGAAUCGUAUGAAUUUGUUACCAAAUUACAGAGCAUUAAGGGAUACUCCAUAAAGGAUAUUAUGGUGAACCUGUAUGAAUCCAUUCUAAAUUAUGAUUUUCCGGACUCUGCCGUGUGCUUGUUGCUUAAAAAUUUUGGCGAAAUAGAGGAAAGGUGUUCCUCCGGGGCUAACGAACAAAUCACCCUAUCCGCCCUUAUCAGCGCAUUCAUAGAAUUCAGAACUGAGCUCUUUAGAAUGAAGUACGACAUGAAUAAUAUAUAA
Messenger RNA from Plasmodium coatneyi, 1381 nucleotides. RefSeq names its product Replication factor C3. Gene Ontology annotation, molecular function: ATP hydrolysis activity; DNA clamp loader activity; ATP binding. Lineage: Eukaryota; Apicomplexa; Aconoidasida; Haemosporida; Plasmodiidae. Gene Ontology annotation, biological process: DNA-templated DNA replication; DNA repair. The record is from RefSeq and is a predicted model, not a curated record. The coding region runs from base 347 to 1381 and encodes 344 amino acids. Gene Ontology annotation, cellular component: DNA replication factor C complex; nucleus. The transcript is spliced from 2 exons.